Erythranthe guttata (spotted monkey flower) is the source of this 1512-nucleotide messenger RNA. It is a transcript of the gene GPAT5, whose product is annotated as glycerol-3-phosphate acyltransferase 5. Gene Ontology annotation, molecular function: glycerol-3-phosphate 2-O-acyltransferase activity; phosphatase activity. NCBI's taxonomy places the organism in Eukaryota, Viridiplantae, Streptophyta, Magnoliopsida, Lamiales, Phrymaceae. Gene Ontology annotation, biological process: cutin biosynthetic process. The record is from RefSeq and is a predicted model, not a curated record. Gene Ontology annotation, cellular component: membrane.
AUGAAGUCUGUAGUUGUUUCGGAGCUUGAAGGAACCCUACUGAAGAGCCACGAUGUAUUCUGCUACUUCAUGCUGAUAGCUUUCGAAGCAUCCGGGCUCAUCCGUUUCGCCUUGCUGUUAGCAUGUUGGCCGUUGAUUCGUUUGCUGGAGAUUUGCGGGCGGGGAGAUAACGGGCUUAAGCUCGCCAUCUUCGUCGCCACGUGUGGGGUCCGCUUCUCCGAGAUUGAAGCGGUGACGAGAGCUGUGCUGCCCAAGUUCUACCUGGACGACACCGAUAUGGCCGCGUGGAGGGUUUUCAGUAGCUGUUACGAUAAUAGGCGGCGAGUUGUCGCGACGAAAAUGCCGAGGGUUAUGGUUGAGAGGUUUGCGAAGGAGCACUUGAGGGCGGACGACGUCGUCGGGAGUGAACUUUGCAUUAAUCGUUUUGGGUUCGCGACCGGUUUCGUUGAAGACGAUUUUGAUUGUAUUGGCCGGAAAGUUGGUGAGUUGAUUAGGGUUGAUGAACGACGUCGUUGUUUGGGCCUUGCAAGGCGUACACGUGGCUCCGUUGGUUCCUUAUUUCUACCAUCGUGCCAGGAGCAAUGUAAUCCACCGUUUGCUAAUUACAAAUCAAUCCAAGACGACGACCACCGCGCAAUCCGCCCCCUGCCGGUGAUCUUCCACGACGGCCGCUUGGCCAUGCGGCCGACACCGGCCGCCGCCCUCCUAAUCCUCCUAUGGAUCCCCAUCGGAAUCCUACUAGCAGCCAUCCGCAUCUCAGUCGGAAUAAUCCUCCCCAUGUGGGCCAUCCCCCACGUGGCCCCCAUUUUCGGUAGCCGCGUCGUCGUCAAAGGGACACCACCCCCGCCGCCCUCCGCCUCCAACUCCGGCGUCCUCUUCGUCUGCACGCACAGAACCCUAAUGGACCCCGUGGUACUCUCGUCCGUCCUCCGCCGCCGAAUCCCCGCCGUCACCUACUCCAUCUCCCGCUUCUCGGAGAUCCUCUCGCCCAUCCCCACCGUCCGCCUCACCAGAAUCAGAGAAGUCGACGCCAGGAAAAUCAGGCGGCAGCUCCAGAAGGGGGAUUUGGUUGUCUGCCCGGAGGGGACCACGUGCAGGGAACCGUUUCUGUUGAGAUUCAGCGCACUUUUCGCGGAACUAACCGACAGGAUAGUGCCGGUGGCGAUGAAUUACAGGGUGGGGUUCUUUCACGCAACCACAGCGCGUGGGUGGAAGGCGAUGGACCCGAUAUUCUUCUUCAUGAACCCUAGGCCGGUGUACGAGGUUACCUUUCUUAACCAGUUGCCGGUUGAGGCGACUUGUUCUUCCGGUAAGAGCCCGCAUGACGUGGCGAACUAUGUGCAGAGGAUUUUGGCGGCGACUUUGGGGUUUGAGUGCACCAACUUUACGAGGAAGGACAAGUACCGCGUUCUCGCCGGAAAUGAUGGGAUUGUCGCCGCUCGAACUUGGAAUCCGGCUAAGGAAACGGUGGACGCGUUCAGGAAGGUGGUCGGAAGUUUUAUGCUUCACUGA